Messenger RNA from Dibothriocephalus latus, 270 nucleotides. The record is from the annotation of a GenBank genome assembly. Lineage: Eukaryota; Metazoa; Platyhelminthes; Cestoda; Diphyllobothriidea; Diphyllobothriidae.
AUGCUUAGUUCGCGCAUACACGAACAUAAGCGGGCUGCCAGACGGGGUGACGCCUUGUCACAGGUGGCUGCCCACACCUACGAGACGGGUUACGAGUUUAACUUCGCAGCUGCGAGGGUAGUCGCCCACGCCGGCAUAAAGACAGGCCGAGAAUUGGUUGAAGCCUGGGCCUGGGCCUCGGAUGAGGACGCUGCCAAUCGAUUUAUCGAUAUGGCACCGGCAUACAUCGCCCUGUGCAGGCCUCUCCGGGCUGACGGAACUGGUGGUUGA